Molecule: messenger RNA, 2822 nt
Organism: Hyposmocoma kahamanoa
Lineage: Eukaryota; Metazoa; Arthropoda; Insecta; Lepidoptera; Cosmopterigidae
Gene: WDR79
Product: telomerase Cajal body protein 1 homolog
Exons: 5
Biological process (GO): Cajal body organization
Cellular component (GO): Cajal body
Molecular function (GO): protein binding; RNA binding
Source: RefSeq, a predicted model, not a curated record
AAUUCCGAGGAAAAUGUUAGUGAGCCGGAAAUAGAAGUACCUGCCGUAGAAAUCGUGGAACAAUCUCAAUUGCAGUACCCGUCCAUAUUUUGUGGCAAAACUCUGUUAGAACUAUGUAAUUCUUCGUGGUCUCGUGCUCCUAAAGCUGACAAUGAUGUACAGCCGUAUCUGAGGGGCUGUAAGUGGUCUCCGGACGGAACUUGUUGCUUAACUGUUGUAAAUAAUGACGGUGUACAUGUUACCGAACUUCCGAGGGAUUUAUACGAGGGCGACAUCACGACGAAUCGAGCUAUUGAUAUUUUGGGCUCAGUGAUUCAUGUGAAAGAAGCUGGUUUGGUGUAUGAUUUCUGUUGGUACCCUGGAAUGAACAGUAAUUAUCCUGAAACUUGUUUCUGGCUAACCACCCGUCAAAAUGCACCAGUACAGAUGUGGGAUGCAUUUGACGGAUCAUUAAGGUGCUCAUAUAGAGGAUACAAUAAUGUGGACGAGAUGGAACCCGCACUGUCUUGCACAUUCUCUUCAGAUUGUACCAGGAUCAUAGCUGGAUAUAAGAAGUGCUUAAGAACAUUUGAUACUGAUAGACCGGGCCGAGAUUUUGCAGAACACAAGAUCUCUUCUUCAGCAUCAAGUUUAGCCACACAUAGUAAUCUACUAGCAGUAGGCUCAUGGAAUACUACCAUUAGCCUUUACAAUAUCAAUGAGUAUGGCACUUACAAGAGUAUAGGCAAAAUGCAUGGACAUGGAGGAGGAGUAACACAUAUGAAGUUCACCCCAAAUGGUCUACAACUUGUAUCAGGCGCACGAAAAGACGAUAGACUCCUAGUCUGGGACAUCAGAUAUUAUCGUCGGCCACUUAACAUAUUAAGUAGAGUGGUGAACACAAAUCAGAGGAUAUACUUUGAUAUAUCUCCUUGUGGGAAAUAUUUAGUAUCUGGUGGCACUGAUGGGAUUUUAAGAGUGUGGAACGUGGAUAAAGUAGACUGGAAGUCAGGAAUUGAUGUUUGCGACGAGGAUGUUGAUAGAUCCAUAUUGAAGUUUCCUCUACACAAAGACUGCUGCAACAGUGUUUCAAUCCAUCCAUAUAGGCCCAUUUUGGCAACUGGUUCUGGCCAGUACCACUUCAACAAUCCCCUUACACUUUUAUGUGAAGAAAUCUCAAUGGAGAAUUCGAAAUCUUUGGAAAAAACAAAUGACGAGCUUGAGUCCACAAGUGAAAUAUACAAUGAAAUGGAAAUUAGUGUAAUUGAAAACGUUAUGGACAAUACUACAGGCGAUGAAGAUGUCAAGUAUUCUAGUAUAAGUGAAAACAGUUUGGUAUUUUGGUGGACUGGCGACGUUAAGGAACUGAUUGAGAUUCCAUAAAAUAGUAAUACUUAAAGACUGACAUUCAUUUUGAACGAAGAAACUGUGGAGCUGGUGUCAACUUUGAACAUAUACAGUCCAGAGCACACAAAGCCUGACACUUUGAAUUUAGAUCGUCUUGUCGUAAGUAUUAGGUCCAACUUGUCUUGCGACAGACCCUUUACAUGUCAGUAGAAGACGUUAGUUGUGUAACUUAGAGACUGCAGCUCAUCAAGCUACACAUUGACGGAUCUUGUUUCGUUUGCACUGGAGGCGAUAUUCUAUCAAUAGUGUAUAGCUUUAUGUGCUAUUGCACAUUAACGUGGUGAGUCUUUGCCAUGUCUAUACUAAGUCAAUUUAUUGUUUCUGCUCCUCCAAUAUAGAGCUGGAUCUAUAUGUUAUUUACAAAAGGACAUAUUUAGUCGUGUACAAGCUGUAAGAUUGAAUUAGCAUCAAAAUAAAUAAGUGCGUAUUAAUAUCACUGUAUAAAGGACAUCAUAUAUGGGCAUGACCUGCAAUUUAAAUAAUAAACGUGAGUAAAAUUUACUGGGUUUUGAAACGUAACAUUAAAAUGUAGGAACAAAUGUUUACAACUAGAGUUAGGUGAGUACGCCUUGUUAGUUUCGACAAUGAAAAAGCCAAAAUUGCAAAACAAGUUAAUGUACUCUCAUGUAUAAUCUAUGUACCAGCUGUAAUCAAGCUUUUUUCCUUCAGGCCACAUACACAUGUUUGUUUUGUUAGUGAGGUUGCAACAUUUUUGAAUGAUGCCUUUUUUACGUUAGUGGCGACCUGGUUUUACAUUUUCCCCGUAUAAUUAAAAUACAAAACCGAAAUAUACCAAAACGACUCAGUAACCCGAUUUCUACAUUUAUUGCAUAUUUAAUUUUGGAAUACGAUGAUUCACAAAGGACGUGUGUGAACAACGUGGUCAGCCAGGUGGUAAGCAGGUACUCAUUUCCAAAAUUCGAUGUACUCGUUUGCCUCACUCUUGUCUUUAAAAAUAGCUUCCAUAUUCUUAAACUCGAUAAAUUCAUCGAAUAACCUUGCACAAUCAAGUCUCUAUGCAGCGAAUUGUGUUAGUUUCUUUUUCUGUGAGAUUGGGACUUUUUUCUGAAUUAAAUUAAAUUUUCUCGCUCAAGUUUUAAACUUAGAAACGCGUUAUUUUAAACAGGAUUUUCCUAAUAAUACUGCUUAUCUGCUUAUCAUAACUAACGUAAUCGACAUUUUUACCGAAAUUGAGUUAUUAACAUUUUCUGGAAUCAUCGAAACGAAAUCUACAGCCCGCCACAAGCGAUUUUUUUAUACCUUAUUUAGUUUCAGUUUUAUUGUCAGCAAAAUCUGUGUAAUUGACAUUUCAUUUCAAAGAAAAACAAGCUAGGUGCCAAUAUAGCGAAAGUGUAGAGUAUAUAACCAGAAAUAGAGACUGCUUGAAACUGUUCUGCCAAAUCAUUACGGUGACAACUGCGCUCUGAUUGGCCAGC